GGGGCGGCGCGGGGAGCGGAUGGUGGUGGCCGCUGCUCCCGGGCGCCGGCGGGGGCAGGAGCUGGCCGCGGGCGCGUCCCCACCCCCUCCCACUCGGAGCCGUACGAUGUGAGCGGCCGCGGGGCUCGGCAGCGCCCCCGGUGCCCACGACGCUGGGGCGGGCAGCGAUGGCCGGAGCCCGGCGCGGGAGCAGCCGCCGUCGCCGAUAGGAAGCGCCGGGGGCAGCCUGCGCGGAGCCUCCCUCGGGCCGCGGAGCGCUCGUCCCGUCCCGUGCAGCCCCGUCCCGUCCCGUUCCUCCCCCUUCCCUCCUCCCCCAACCCGCGGCCGGUGCAUGCGGGGCUCGGGGGGCCCCCCUCGGUCCCCCCCCGCCGCCGCCCCGCCAUGUCCUCGUCGUCCAGCUCCUCGCAGACGCCCCCGUCCCACCACCAGCCCCCGGCGCAGAGGAUGAGGCGCGGCGCCGCCGGCUCCCCCACCGCCGGCAGCGGCACGGCCGGGGGCGGCCCCGGUAACGGCGGCGGGGGGUGCGCGGCGGGGCCCGGCCGGCUGCUGCAGCCCAUCCGAGCCACCGUGCCCUACCAGCUGCUGCGGGGCGGGCAGCGCAGUCCGACCCGCUCCCCCUCCGCCUCGGCGGGCAGCGGCACCGGGCCGGGGGGGCGCGGUGGAGGCGGCGGCGGCGGCGGCGGCAGCAGCCCCCCCCCGGCUCCCAGCGCCACGCCGCCGCUGGAGCCGGGCAGGGCGAAGGGCCGGCAGCGGCGCUCGCCCGACAGCGGCGGCAGCAGCAGCAGGAGGAGCAGCUCACCGGAGAGGCGCAGCCCCAGCUCCCCGGUGUACCGAGUGGACAGGCCAAAAUCCCAGCAAAUCAGAACUUCUGGUACCAUAAGGCGAACUUCUUCUUUGGACACAAUUACAGGACCUUACCUCACAGGACAGUGGCCACGUGAUCCCCACGUACACUACCCUUCAUGUAUGAAAGAUAAAUCUACUCAGACACCUAGCUGUUGGGCUGAAGAAGGAGCAGAAAAGAGAUCUCAUCAGCGCUCAGCAUCGUGGGGAAGUGCUGAUCAACUAAAAGAGCAGAUUGCCAAACUGAGGCAGCAGCUUCAGCGCAGUAAGCAGAGUAGUCGUCACAGUAAAGACAAAGAGCGUCAGUCACCUCUCCAUGGCAACCACAUAGCAAUCAGUCAGACUCAGGCUUCUAUUUCCAGAUCAGUCCCUAUGCCACUGUCAAACAUUUCAGUGCCAAAAUCAACUGUUUCACGUGUGCCGUGUAAUGUAGAAGGAAUAAGCCCUGAACUGGAAAAAGUAUUCAUUAAGGAAAACAGUGGAAAAGAAGAGGUAUCCAAGCCUUUGGAUAUCCCCGAUGGUCGAAGGGCCCCGUUACCUGCUCACUAUCGUAGUAGUAGUACACGAAGCAUUGACACUCAGACUCCAUCUGUCCAGGAGCGCAGCAGCAGCUGCAGCAGUCAUUCACCAUGUGUCUCUCCCUUUUGCCCUCCUGAAUCUCAGGAUGGGAGUCCUUGCUCAACAGAAGACUUACUCUAUGACCGUGAUAAAGACAGUGGGAGUAGCUCACCGUUGCCCAAGUAUGCCUCAUCUCCCAAACCAAACAACAGCUACAUGUUCAAACGAGAGCCCCCAGAGGGAUGUGAGCGAGUGAAGGUCUUUGAGGAAAUGUCGUCUCGUCAGCCUGUCUCAACCCCUCUCUUUUCAUGUCCUGACAAAAACAAGGUUAACUUCAUCCCAACCGGAUCAGCUUUCUGUCCUGUAAAACUUCUGGGCCCCCUACUUCCAGCUUCAGACCUGACGCUGAAGAACUCUCCCAACUCCGGUCAAAGCACAGCUUUGAGUACCCUGACUGUUGAGCAGCUUUCGUCUCGGGUCUCUUUCUCAUCUCUGUCAGAUGACACCAGCACAAUGGACUCUACAGAGGUCUCGGUACAGCAACCAUCCCAGCAGCAGCAGCCGCUUUUGCAGGAAAUUCAGACUGAAGAUCAUUCCUCUCCUCAGAGCUACGCAUUAACCUAGACCAAGGUGGAGCAGGCCUCUGCCCCAAAGCAAGGAUUGAGGAGAUAACAGUUCAGAUACGUCUGCAUGAGGUGGCAACCUUUCAGAACAAAACAGAAUACUUAGCAUCAUUUGAAAAAAAUAUCUCAACGCUGUUCUUGGCAGGGACAGAAUUCAUAUUCAGCAUUUUUUGUGAGAAAGCAGUAAUGCCUGCAAAAUCCAUAUAUCAUUAAGCGUUUUAAGUGGAGACUAUGCAUUUCAUAGUAUGUUUGACCAGAUUAGUACUGUGUCCUGUGUUCUGUUUCAAAUUCUACAGUAUAAAUAAGCUCUAUAUAUAUAAAAAAAAAAGUUGCCUGUCUGAAUAGAAAAUGUCUUGCUGUGUUGUGUCCUAUGGAAAAUACUGUACUUCAGGAUUAUGUUUACAAUUGAUCCAGGUGUUUGUUUCUAACUUCUGUAAUACACACAAUGCAAAAAAAAAAAAAAUGGCCACAACAGUUGCACAGUGCCCACCCUAUGGCCUAGCUUCAGGUACUUCUCUCGAAGUGUAAACUCAGGUAACUUGGAAUGUAUAUCAUAUUGGGAUAUAAAAUAUUUUACAGCUACAAAGCUAAAGAGGGAACAUCACUCUUUUGCCUUUCCUUAUUUUAUGCAUUAAUAUUUCCUCAUUACAUUCCACUUUCUUGGAAUAAGUGCAUUCAGCUCCAGGUGAAUGAUGACCCUGGACAUGGGUGAACAUGAGGAGAACCAGCAAAUCUGUGAUGUAUAUCACUUUGUCAUGUGCUUACAAGUAAAAACAACUGUUGCAUUUAUUGUCAUUUCAAUAUAUGUAAAAUGUGGCAUUUAAAGGUUUCAGGUGUUGCUCAGUUAAUGACUGUUAAACUGUUGCAAAUAAAGUGUUCAGUACUAGGCUGUACAUGAGAAACAUUCCACAUUGUGUGUGAGAGGAUUUUGAAAGACAAGAAUGUUUUUGUUCAAGGAUAGAAAUUCUUUCAGGUUUCACAGGGGGGCGAUGGGGAUUUCCUCUCAUGUUUUUGUUGGCAGUUAAGGAUGUGAAAUGCUACUGUUACCGUCUAAAAGUCAAAUUAAUGUUUAGUUUCUCUCUUGGAAAUGUUCAUUCAUUUGCUGGUUGGAACUAGGUUUUCAGAUUUUUGUCAAGCAGUGUUAGAUGAGCAGCAUUUUAUUUAUAUAGUGAGUAAUUGUGUUUGGAUUGAAGUCCAAAAGUAGCAAGUGGGUGUUUUAAGAGGGGUGGGGAAAACAAUAGUUUUAAGUUUGUGUUACGUAAUCAAAACUUCUCCCAUAACUUUUGCUUACUUAAGUUGUGUGUGUAAAAGUGUGUUUUUCUCCCCUCCUUAAGUAUGAAUAAAAAAAAUCCUGGUGAAAUAAUCCUGGUUUUGCAGGCUGGACGCUUUCUCAAAAUAGUACAUGGCAAGAACGGUUUAGUAGUGCUCUUCUGUUGUACCAGAACAAGAGCACUGCUUUCAGAGAUAAUUUCCUGUGAUACAAAGAGGACCCCAAAGGCAAAAUAAACUUGAUGUUCUUGCUCCAUUGCUUUCAGCUCAGUGGAACUACAUUUAUGGUGUCUGCUCCUAAGAGAAUAAGGCUCACCUUUUCCAGGAAUUGAGGAGAUUAGUAGCCUGCAGCUACUGAGCAUUUAAACUUGCUCCAUUAUUCUUUUUUUUCCUCUUUUGAAGAUGAGAUUGGAGGGGGUGAGAGUGAACCACCAAUAAGUGCUCACUAAAUACAUGCUUUCUUUGGAGAUAAUGCAUGGUUUCCUUUUUAUUACAGAGAUUUUGUUAAUGCUGUCUUACAAGGUGGAAUUUGCAGCCUAUAAAAGUCACUUUUUUUGGCUCCCCUUGCAGAAAACAUAAGGAGAGAGAGGUCUGUCUCUAACCAUUUUCAUGUGAAAAACCUGCUUGAAACACAACAGCCAUCUUUAAACCCUACUAAUCUCAGGCCUAGGUGAAAACACUAUAUAUUUUAUAGAUUGAAGAUAAAGGGGAGAAAAUACUCAUGAUGUAAGUAUCAAUUCCUUUUAAUAUUUUUCCUUCUAGAUUAACAUUGCAGUAUGACGACCUUUUUAUGCUCAAUCGUAGUCUCAGUUGUUGGUGUUAGGUUACCAGGGGAUACGAUGAUGAGUUUUUAGAUCAGUGAUGAACUCUGUACAAUAAUUGCAAUGCCAUUGUGUUCUUUUUAUUUUUUUCCAUGAGAAACUAAAUAUUAAUUAAAUUGCACAUUUGUUCUUAGCAGAUUUGAAGGUUUUGAACCAAAUGUGUUAAAGCUAAUGCUUUGCCAUGUAAAUUUCCCAGCAGUUGUUUAUCUCAAUUGUAUUCUACAUCCAGCUGUAGAAAUUUGUCAAAUAUUGUUUAAAGUUUUGUACAUAGUUGUACUGUUAUUUCUAGCCACUGUGCUGAACAGUAUUCAAGUUAUCACACAAUAUUGCUUUACACAAGGAAGUGUGUGGCUUUUGUUUUGUAUUUUUUUGGUAUAGAAGUUCCUGUGUCUUAU
Molecule: messenger RNA, 4509 nt
Organism: Cygnus olor (mute swan)
Lineage: Eukaryota; Metazoa; Chordata; Aves; Anseriformes; Anatidae
Gene: GLCCI1
Product: glucocorticoid induced 1
Exons: 8
Coding region: 382-2025 (547 amino acids)
Cellular component (GO): cytoplasm
Source: RefSeq, a predicted model, not a curated record